This is a messenger RNA of Morus notabilis, 1171 nucleotides long. RefSeq names its product calmodulin-binding protein 60 B-like. Gene Ontology annotation, molecular function: calmodulin binding; sequence-specific DNA binding; DNA-binding transcription factor activity. Lineage: Eukaryota; Viridiplantae; Streptophyta; Magnoliopsida; Rosales; Moraceae. The record is from RefSeq and is a predicted model, not a curated record. The transcript is spliced from 6 exons. Gene Ontology annotation, cellular component: nucleus. Gene Ontology annotation, biological process: regulation of salicylic acid biosynthetic process. The annotation marks the transcript as partial.
UGUCGUUUUUUGUGUUGCAGUGUCGUUGGAGACCAUUUAACAAGGAAUUUCUCACUCAAUGAAGCUGUGUGGGAGCCUUUUCUUCGAAGAGUGGUGCGAGAUGAGGUGGAACGUGCUAUACAUUCCUUGUUCAACGCAUCUUCAAGCCACUCAGUUGAUGAGGCAUGUCCAUCAGGACGAGGAGGAGGAAGUGGGCUGCAGCUGCGUUUUGUGAACAAGUUGCCUGCAACCAUAUUCACAGGCGGUCGAAUAGAAACUGAGGAUGGGACAUCUCUUCAGGUCAUCCUAAUGGAUGCUAGUUCCCAUACUGUCAUCAAAUCGGCCCCUCUUUCUUCGAUAAAGAUCGAGAUUGUUGCCGUUAAUGGCGACUUUGGUUCAGAUGACCAGGAGGACUGGACCGAGAAAGAGUUCAACAACAGCAUCCUUCGUGAAAGAGAAGGAAGAAGGCCCUUAUUGACUGGUGAACUUACUCUAACCUUGAGAGAGGGAGUAGGUUACCUAGGGAAUAUCAUCUUUACCGACAACUCGAGUUGGAUUAGGAGUAGAAAGUUCAGAUUGGGAGCUAGAGUAGUCCAAAAAAAUUCUGCGGAUACGAGAAUCAGGGAAGCUAUAAGUGAAGCCUUUGUAGUCAAAGAUCACCGUGGGGAAUUGUACAAAAAACAUCACCCUCCAUUCCUGCAUGAUGACGUAUGGAGGCUAGAAAAGAUUGCGAAAGACGGAGCAUUCCAUAAAAGGUUGGCUUCCUACGCAAUUCACACCGUGAAGGACUUUCUGCAGAUGCAUACAAGAGAUCCCGUCACACUGCGUGAUUUGAUACUAAAUGGGAUCUCAAACAGGACUUGGAACGCGAUUAUAGAACACGCCAUAUGUUUUGUAAAUGAUAACAAGCUAUACGCUUACCAAAGACCUGAACAAGAUGUCAUUAUCUACUUCAAUUCAAUCUUAAAGGUUGAAGGAGCAAACUUUAAUGGACAGUUUUGUCCUGUGAAUGCCUUCACCCCAUCCCAGAAGGCUCUAGUUGAAAAUAUUAAACAGCAAGCAUAUCGAAAUGUGCACGAUAUGGUGCUGAUCAAGGAAUCGAUUGCUGGUCCUCCAAGGCCCUUAGCAAGCCUACAAGCUCAGCCUUUUGAUAAUGAUCCAAUGCAACAUGACUUCCAAAUUAUGCAUCAAG